Molecule: messenger RNA, 1283 nt
Organism: Monopterus albus (swamp eel)
Lineage: Eukaryota; Metazoa; Chordata; Actinopteri; Synbranchiformes; Synbranchidae
Product: jmjC domain-containing protein 7
Exons: 7
Coding region: 1-579 (192 amino acids)
Source: RefSeq, a predicted model, not a curated record
AUGUGCUUCUCAACCUUUCUGUGUAGCCCUCCAAGUCCAUCUGAUCAGAUAUGUCCUAAAGUGUUUGUUCAAAACAUUCCUGCACCUGAGCCAGAGCCUGGAAAGUUUCCUGAUGCUGUGAAUUUCUGGCUCGGAGAAGCAAGUGCCAUCACCUCCAUGCACAAAGAUCACUAUGAGAAUCUGUACUGUGUCAUUUCUGGAGAGAAAAACUUCAUCCUGCUGCCGCCCACAGAUCGACCCUUCAUCCCCUAUGGUGUGUAUCAGCCAGCUGUUUACCAUCAGCAUGACAACGGUGAGUUCGAGGUCGUCGAUCAGAGCAACUCUGAGAAGGUCCCAUGGAUCCCUCUGGACCCUCUGGACCCAGAUCUAGAACGGUACCCUCAGUACCGGAGAGCUCAACCAGUCUGCUGCAGUGUGAAGGCAGGAGAGAUGCUGUACCUGCCCUCCCUGUGGUUCCACCACGUCCAGCAGUCACAUGGCUGCAUUGCAGUGAACUUCUGGUACGACAUGGAGUACGACAUCAAGUACAACUACUUCCAGCUGUUGGAGACACUGUGUGAUACCGCUGGGUCCACGUGACAUCACCACAGCUGCAUAAUGUCAUAGUGUGAGCACAAUGAAAAUCACCCGAAUGACAAAGCAGGUAUACAAUAAAGUUUUGUUUAGAAGUCUGCAGAGACUGAAGUCUGAGUGAUAUGUCUGACCUGAUUAAAGUGACAGAAUAUGAUCCAUAACACCUGGGGCACAGGUGAGUAGGAAAAUGAACAGCAUCAGUUUCACACAAAUGACUUUUCAGCCUAAAUCAUUAGCAAUAUUUUGCACACAGAUUACUCUUCUGACUGAAUCUGUGAAUUAAAUGACAAGUGCAGUGUUUUUUAAACAAGACCAAUAGAGAAAGCACUUUAUUAAAGCAAAACAUUUAACAGAAAAAAAUUCCAACAGCCAGCAGACGCAAACCAACACACCUUAAAAACAUAUCUCUGAAGGACAUAGUUUCUUCUGAUAUUCUUUUUUUAUAUAAUCUCUACUUUCAUAUUGCAUCAUCUCCGAGAACAGUCAAGGCCAUGUUUUCUCUUUUCCCACCAGGAAAAUUUAAGUUAGAACAUAAAGUGUUGUUAAAGGUGAAGAAGAAGAAGGUCAAGCCAUUACAGAAUCGCUUCUCAGAAACUGAUUCUGCACAACGUAAACCCAAACAACAUGCACCUAUAGUUCACUCUGGAUUUAGUUUAGUCCUGGCGCUCGCUGAAGUCCCCCCCACCCACCAGACCAGGAAAAAAAAAAAA